Kwoniella shivajii is the source of this 1083-nucleotide messenger RNA. RefSeq lists its product as uncharacterized. NCBI's taxonomy places the organism in Eukaryota, Fungi, Basidiomycota, Tremellomycetes, Tremellales, Cryptococcaceae. The coding region runs from base 1 to 1083 and encodes 360 amino acids. The transcript is spliced from 11 exons. The record is from RefSeq and is a predicted model, not a curated record.
AUGGAGAUUACGACAAUAUCUUUGGACACAUACUUGUUGAACCCAUCUUCUCCAUUGGCAAGAGAAGAAGCUAAAAAAGCAGCCGAAUCUUUGAUAUUGACAGGGGCUGUCAUAGUGCAAGAUUCCAGAGCACCAAAAGAUGCGAACGACAGAUUCUUGGAUUUGUUCGAAGAUUAUUUUAGUCAAAGUCAAGAAGUGUUGAAAAAGGAUGAAAGACCUGAAUGUGGAUUUCAAGUUGGAGUUACAUUGGAGAAUACUGAAAAACCGAAAUGUGCUUCAGACGAAAACUGUCAAGCUAUAAUUCGUUCUUUGGACAUUGAUCAAAGACCCAUUGAUCUUGAUAAUCAUGGAGCUGAUCCUAAAUGUCGCUUCUUUCAUCGCAUGUCAGAUGAACCGCCUUACGAAUCGACUUUCCCAGUGUUAGAAACUCCGAACGUGACUCCCCAGAGGUUCCAGGGUACUUGGGAAGGAAAAGUCAAUGAAUGGGGUGAAUUCAUGAAACAAUCGGUAGAAGGAGUAGCUAAGAUGGUAGCUUCUGGAUUAGGAUUAGAACAAGAUACAUUCACGACUGCUGGGAAGUAUGGAUCGCAUUUGUUGGCUCCCACAGCGACCGAUUUAGUCAAAUAUGGUAAAUUGAAUACGAAAUACGCGGGCUUUCAUUCGGAUCUGAACUUUCUCACUAUACAUGGUCAAUCUAGGUAUCCAGGGUUACAUAUAUGGGCUAGAAAUUCGGGUAAAAAAAUUCAAGUUAAAAUACCUCCCGGAUGUUUACUUGUUCAAGCUGGAAAACAAAUCGAAUGGUUAACAGGUGGAUUGAUAAAAGCUGGAUACCAUGAGGUGGUUUGUACUUCAGCCACAAUAGACACUAUCGAAAGGCGAAAAGUAGAAUUUCCAGAUAGACCUCUGAUCAGAAUCUCAUCAACUUUCUUCUGGCACCUCACACCUGAUUACCGAUUGGUUCCCAUCCCAACCUUGAGGAAAGAAGCAGAAAACCGAUUUGGUCGACAGGAGGAAUAUGGUGAGAUGCUAGUGGGUGAUCAAGUGAGAAGGGAACUAGGUUUGAUCGCACUUUUAUCCUCCUAA